AUGGUGGGUUUUCGGACAAUUGGUUUCACUGUUGACAUCGAUUCAAAUGAUAUCCAAAAUAUACCAAAUCCGCCGACAAUUCAAUUAGAAGAGUUGGCCAUCAGUUUGAAAGAUAUAUCCAUUAAAAGUCGUCUUAACGUUAGAGUCGAUGAACACAUCCAAACACAUCGACUGGACUCUUUUGCCGCAACACUAGACUCACUGAAUGAGAGUUCGCUCUCGGGUUUCACUUCAAUCCAAAACUGCGCUAAAAUAGUAUUUAAAAGCAGUGAAAGUCUGUAUUCAGACAUCUGGUCGUGGAUUAUGUUUGGAUUCUUAAGCAAAAAAUCAAACAAUAAUUUCUUUAUAAAAGAGGAGAAAAAUAAGACAACUGUUGACAUGAAAAGAGUUCCGGCGUUUAUGAGUCCUAACGAUGCCUUAAAAAUACAACAAAUCGGAGAAAACGUUCGUUUGGCUAAAAGUCGCGGACUUGACUUCGUAUUCAAUAACAAAGAAAACGAAUUGUUUAAAACAUACAAUGAAAUGACGGCCAAAGUUCCAGUCGAUGGCAGAUCUUUCCAACAAUUCAUUGAAUCCGUUAGAAGUAUUGUUUCCGAACAAAACUGGAAAUAUGUGAUGAACGAAGAGGGCCUUAAGGAUCACUUGCGUUCACUUAAAAUGUUUUAUUUGACGGCAAACGAUGACUUCUGGACUAGUUUUGUGUCCAUCACAUCAGAAUUAGUACUCAAUGGUCACAAUCGUUACAAAAAA
Molecule: messenger RNA, 750 nt
Organism: Medioppia subpectinata
Lineage: Eukaryota; Metazoa; Arthropoda; Arachnida; Sarcoptiformes; Oppiidae
Source: the annotation of a GenBank genome assembly